Sorghum bicolor (sorghum) is the source of this 7679-nucleotide messenger RNA. RefSeq lists its product as uncharacterized. The record is from RefSeq and is a predicted model, not a curated record. Gene Ontology annotation, molecular function: protein binding. Bases 306 to 5849 code for a protein of 1847 amino acids. NCBI's taxonomy places the organism in Eukaryota, Viridiplantae, Streptophyta, Magnoliopsida, Poales, Poaceae. The transcript is spliced from 7 exons.
AACUAAACAAGGCUCUGGCCAUUUUCUUGUGAAGGGAAAAAGGGAGAGAAAACAGUAGUGGCCUCCUGGCUCCUGCCCUGCGCAUGUCAUAUGCGCCCGUCACCGAACACGCCGCUGCCGCUGCUGCCGCCGCCGCCGCCGCAGGCCAACAUUACGCACCCAUACGCACUCCACGACGCGGCACGAGGUGCUCCUCCAAGCGCUCGUGAGGUGUGCUUUGCUCCACGGAUCCGGAGGCCGACGCGACGUCUCGUCCGUGUCACUCCGCGCCCGGGCCACCCCGCGCGGCGGCGCGCCCUGUCAUCAUGUCGCGCCGCGUGGGCGCCGCCCCCGCACGGUGCUUGGAGCUGGAGCGCAUCAUCGCAGAGCGUGCCCGCUCGAGAAGCCUCGGCCUCGACGACGCGCUGAAGCUGUUCGACGAAUUGCUUCACCACGCCAGGCCCGCCUCGGUUCGUGCUUUCAACCACCUGCUUACCGCUGUCUCUCGCGCCCGAUGCUCUUCAGCCUCCGAGCUCGCUGUCUCCCACUUCAACCGGAUGGUCCGUGAAUGCUCUGACAAGGUGGCUCCUAACCUUUGCACCUACAGCAUUCUCAUCGGCCGCUUCUGCCGCAUGGGCCACCUGGAGCAUGGCUUUGCCGCCUUUGGCCUCAUCCUUAAGACGGGCUGGAGGAUGGAUCACAUAGCCAUCAAUCAACUGCUCAAAGGUCUCUGUCACGGAAAGAGGGUGGGUGAGGCCAUGGACGUUUUGCUCCAACGAAUGCCUGAGCUUGGCUGCAUGCCGGAUACAGUUUCAUACACCAUACUUCUCAAGGGUUUGUGCAACGAAAAGAGAGCUGAGGAGGCACUUGAGCUGCUCCACAUGAUGGCUGAUGACCAUGGUAGAAGGUGCCCACCAAAUGUUGUGUCCUACAGCAUCGUCAUCAACGGUUUCUUUACCGAGGGUCAAGUGGACAAACCUUACAACCUAUUUCUUGAAAUGAUAGAUCGAGGGAUUCCACCUGAUGUUGUGACAUACACCACAGUAAUUGAUGGCCUGUGCAAAGCUCAGUUGUUUGAUAGGGCUGAGGGUGUCUUUCAGCAGAUGAUUGAUAAUGGCUUUAAGCCAAACAAUUACACAUAUAAUUGUCUGAUCCAUGGAUACCUCUCUAUAGGGAAGUGGAAAGAGGUGGUACAAAUGCUUGAAGAAAUGUCUGCACGUGGUCUCAAGCCAGAUUGCUAUACUUAUGGUUCACUGCUGAACUACCUAUGCAAGAAUGGAAGAUGCAGAGAAGCUAGAUUUUUUUUUGAUUCUAUGAUUAGGAAGGGCAUAAAACCUAAGGUAAGCACCUAUGGCAUUUUGAUUCAUGGAUAUGCUACCAAAGGUGCUCUUUCUGAAAUGCAUAGUUUCCUAGAUUUGAUGGUAGAAAAUGGUCUUUCACCUGAUCAUCACAUCUUCAACAUAUUCUUCAGUGCAUAUGCUAAAUGUGGUAUGAUAGAUAAGGCAAUGGAUAUCUUUAACAAAAUGAGGCAGCACGGGUUGAGUCCUAAUGUAGUAAACUACGGAGCACUAAUAGAUGCACUAUGCAAGUUAGGCAGGGUGGAUGACGCUGAGGUCAAAUUCAACCAGAUGAUCAAUGAAGGAGUGACUCCUAACAUUGUUGUUUUUAACUCCCUAGUUUAUGGACUGUGCACCGUUGACAAAUGGGAGAGGGCUGAGGAAUUAGUUUAUGAAAUGUUGGAUCAAGGAAUCUGUCCUAAUGCAGUGUUCUUCAACACAUUAAUCUGUAACUUAUGCAAUGUAGGACGGGUUAUGGAAGGCCGGAGGCUCAUUGACUUGAUGGAACAUGUAGGCGUAAGGCCUGAUGCUUUCUCAUAUACACCGUUGAUUUCUGGUUACUGCUUAACUGGAAGGACGGAUGAAGCGGAGAAGGUAUUUGAUGGUAUGGUCUCAAUUGGCCUGUCACCUACUGAAGUUACGUAUAAUACUUUGCUUCAUGGCUACUGUAGUGCUAGUAGGAUAGACGAUGCAUAUUGUCUUUUUCGAGAAAUGUUGAGGAAGGGAGUUACGCCUGGAGUUGUGACUUAUAAUACUAUACUGCAUGGUCUGUUUCAAACCAAGAGAUUUUCUGAAGCAAAGGAACUCUAUCUCAAUAUGAUCAAUAGUGGAACAAAGUGUGACAUUUACACAUACAACAUAAUUCUAAAUGGUCUUUGCAAAAGUAAUUGUGUUGAUGAAGCAUUCAAAAUGUUUCAGAGCCUGUGUUCUAAGGGUCUUCAACUUAACAUUAUUACUUUCACCAUCAUGAUUGGUGCGUUGCUCAAAGGUGGCAGAAAGGAAGAUGCCAUGGACUUGUUCGCUGCUAUCCCUGCUAAUGGUUUGGUUCCAAAUGUUGUGACCUACCGCUUAGUUGCAGAAAAUCUCAUAGAAGAAGGAUCGCUAGAAGAGUUUGACAGUCUGUUUUCAGCAAUGGAAAAGAAUGGUACUGCUCCAAACUCACAAAUGUUAAAUGCUCUAGUUAGGAGGCUGUUGCAUAGAGGUGACAUAAGCAGGGCUGGGGCUUACCUCUCCAAACUUGAUGAGAGGAAUUUCUCAGUUGAGGCUUCCACUACUUCAUUGCUUAUGUCAAUUUUCACCAGUGAUGAAUAUCAGCACCAUGCCAAGUCUCUGCCUGAAAAGUACCAUUUCCUAAAUGAAGCCAAUAGUUCAGCGUUGAUAAAAAAGUGCCCGGCAUGCAUGUUCCUUCUGUUAUCAUUCCUUUGUGACGUGGAGUUCCACCUGUGCUUUCGAGACCACAGCCUGAAGCAGCGUGUGUAUGUGACCACACCUCCGCCACAGCAAAGUGAUCGUUUUUCCAAUGGCAGGGGCAGAGGCAGCGAUGGUGGUGCAUCCAGCACCGGUGGAAAGAGGUGGCUGUCGUACUCAUGGCAGUGGUGGUGCGGCAAUGGCAGUGGUGGAUCCAGCACCAGUGGAAAGCAGCAGAGGGGCAACAACGAUUAUUUUUUUCAGGCUCUGCAGUAUAGAGAACAUCAGUAUGCGAUGAUGGAGAAAAGAGGAAAAAAAAAUCAACAAAGAGGCGGGUCAAUUGGGCCUGAUAGCGCCCAGCAGCAGCACGCCAGUCGCCAGCAUCUGCACCCGUCGCUCCACCUCCACCUGCCCAACCACGCCGCCGCCGCCGCCCACCAGCUCCUACCCUCACACAACCCAGGCCACGGCACACGCAGCUCCGCCCAGCUCACGAGAGUGCUCUCCGGAGGCGGACGCAGCUGCGAACGGUCUCUGCAUCUCCAGCGACACACACUCUCCGCACAGGCCCCUGGCACUCCAGUACUUCACGACCGGCGCCACCCGCGCGCCGACGACCAACACACGCCGCCGCCGCCGCCGCCUCCCUGCAACCUCCUACCCUCGCAGGGCCAGCCCCUCCACGGCACAGCAACGCGCGCACGCCCCGCCGGCAUGUCGCGCCGCGUGAGCGCCGUCCACGACCGGUGCUUGGAGCUGGAGCGCGUCAUCGCCGACCGCGCCCGCUCGAGAAGCCUCGGCCUCGGUGACGCACUCAAGCUGUUUGACGAAUUGCUUCCGCGCGCCAGGCCCGCCUCGGUCGCCGCCUUCAACCACCUCCUCGCCGCUGUGUCUCGUUCCUCAGGCCGGCGCUCUACCACCUCAGAGUCAGAGACCGUCGUCUCCCUCUUCAACCGGAUGGUACGUGACUGUUACAUCAAGGUGGCUCCCAACCUUUGUACCUACAGCAUUCUCAUCGGCUGCUUCUGCCGCAUGGGCCAUCUGGAGCAUGGUUUUGCAGCCUUUGGCCUCAUCCUUAAGUCGGGCUGGAGGGUGAAUAACAUAGUCAUCAAUCAACUGCUCAAUGGUCUCUGUGACGGAAAGAGGGUGGGUGAGGCCAUGGACGUUUUGCUCCAACGAAUGCCUGAGCUUGGCUGCAUGCCGGAUACAGUUUCAUACAACAUACUUCUCAAGGGUUUGUGCAAUGAAAAGAGAGCUGAGGAGGCACUUGAGCUGCUCCACAUGAUGGCUGAUGAUCAAGUUUGGAGCUGCCCACCAAAUGUUGUGUCCUACAGCACCGUCAUCAACGGUUUCUUUACCGAGGGUCAAGUGGACAAACCUUACAACCUAUUUCUUGAAAUGAUGGAUCGAGGGAUUCCACCUGAUGUUGUGACAUACACCACAGUAAUUGAUGGCCUGUGCAAAGCUCAAUUGUUUGAUAGGGCUGAGGCUGUCUUUCAGCAGAUGAUUGAUAAUGGCGUUAAGCCAAACAAUGACACAUAUAAUUGUCUGAUCCAUGGAUACCUCUCUAUUGGGAAGUGGAAAGAGGUGGUACGAAUGCUCGAAGAAAUGUCUGCAGGCGGUCUUAAACCAAAUUGUUGUACUUAUGGUUCGCUGCUGAACUACCUAUGCAAGAAUGGAAGAUGCAGAGAAGCUAGAUUUUUUUUUGAUUCUAUGAUUGGGAAGGGGAUAAAACCUUCCGUAACUACCUAUGGCAUUAUGCUUCAUGGAUAUGGUAACAAAGGUGCUCUUUCUGAAAUGCAUGAUCUCCUAAAUUUGAUGGUAGCAAAUGGUAUUUCACCUAACCAUCACAUCUUCAACAUAUUCUUCAGUGCAUAUGCUAAAUGUGGUAUGAUAGACAAGGCAAUGGAUAUCUUCAACAAAAUGAGGCAGCACGGGUUGAGUCCUGAUGCAGUAAGCUACGGAGCACUAAUAGAUGCACUAUGCAAGUUAGGCAGGGUGGAUGACGCGGAGGUCAAAUUCAACCAGAUGAUCAAUGAAGGAGUAACUCCUAACAUUGUGGUUUUUAGCUCUCUUGUUUAUGGACUGUGCAGCAUUGACAAAUGGGAGAAGGUUGAGGAAUUAUUCUUUGAAAUGUUGAAUGUAGGAAUUCACCCUAACAUCGUAUUCUUCAACACAAUAUUGUGUAACUUAUGCAAAGAAGGACGGGUUAUGGAAGGCCAGAGACUCGUUGACUCGAUUGAAUGCAUGGGUGUGAGGCCUGAUGUUAUUUCAUAUAAUACAUUAAUAGAUGGCCACUGUUUAGCCGGUACAAUUGAUGAAGCAUCGAAGUUACUUGAGGGUAUGGUAUCAGUUGGCUUGAAACCUAACAGUUUUUCUUAUAAUACAUUGCUUCAUGGCUACUGUAAAGCUGGAAGGAUAGACAGUGCAUAUAGCCUUUUUCGAAAAAUGUUGAGUAACGGUAUUACACCUGGAGUUGUGACUUAUAAUACUAUACUGCAUGGUCUGUUUCAAACCAAGAGAUUUUCUGAAGCAAAGGAACUCUAUCUCAAUAUGAUCAAUAGUGGAACAAAGUGGGGCAUUUACACAUACAACACUAUUCUAAAUGGUCUUUGCAAAAGUAAUUGUGUUGAUGAAGCAUUCAAAAUGUUUCAGAGCCUGUGUUCUAAGGGUCUUCAACUUAACAUUAUUACUUUCACCAUCAUGAUUGGUGCGUUGCUCAAAGGUGGCAGAAAGGAAGAUGCCAUGGACUUGUUCGCUGCUAUCCCUGCUAAUGGUUUGGUUCCAGAUGUUGUGACCUACCGCGUAGUUGCAGAAAAUCUUAUAGAAGAAGGAUCGCUAGAAGAGUUUGACAGUCUGUUUUCAGCAAUGGAAAAGAAUGGUACUGCUCCAAACUCACAAAUGUUAAAUGCUCUAGUUAGGAGGCUGUUGCAUAGAGGUGACAUAAGCAGGGCUGGGGCUUACCUCUCCAAACUUGAUGAGAGGAAUUUCUCAGUUGAGGCUUCCACUACUUCAAUGCUUAUAUCAAUUUUCUCCAGUGAUGAAUAUCAGCACCAUGCCAAGUCUCUGCCUAAAAAGUAUCGUAUCCUAAAUGAAGCCAAUAGUUCAGCAUUGAUAAAAAAGUGAAUAUUGUUUUCAACUAUGUUGAUACAUCUUCAUGUGGCAUCUUAUUUACCAACCCUGCUCUGCUGCCUCCUUUGUUUGAAGAAACACUCUUGAGAAAUGUUGUCCUGUUAAUGCACUUUGGUAUCAAGCUCACCAGCUCAAAUUAUCUUGUGCCAUCCCAGUUUUAUAAGUAUGUUCAGAGGGGGGGAGCAAUUUACAAAUUAACGGGUGUAGCAACAUUCGCUCCUUAUUGUUAUAUAUUUGUGUAACAGUUCCUGAUGUCCUGGGGAUAAAAUCAAUGAUCUCGACCUUUUUUUCAUGAUAAAAUUCAUAUAUUUUUAAACCCUGUAUUAUGCCCUCACUGUUAGCAGUGGUUACCGUUUGUAAUUCCAUGGAUUAAGAGAAUAAGAACAAGCUCUAACAAUCACGCUUUGGUUGUUUCAUAUAAUAUCUUCUACAUUAAUUUUGAUGUUUUUGAAGGCUUUUGUUUGUCUAUUCACCAUUUCUGGACGGGCUGCAAGGUUAUAAAAAUGAAUAUUGCUCCUACAGGGCACUUUCAUGUAACAUGAUUUGCCAGCUCAACGCCUACUGUACAGGCCCGGCAUGCAUGUUCCUUCUGUUAUCAUUCCUUUGUGACGUGGAGUUCCACCUGUGCUUUCGAGACCACAGCCUGAAGCAGCCUGUGCAUGUGACCACACCUCCGCCACAGCGAAGUGAUCGUUGUUCCAAUGGCAGGGGCAGAGGCAGCAAUGGUGGUGCAUCCAGCACCGGUGGAAAGUGACAGAGGAGAGAUGGCCGUGGUAGUAACACUAAUAGCAAUAACAGUCACAGGAGCCUUCGAUGGAAUAUCAGCACCAUGCAACAAUAGUCACAGGGCCCAACUUAAACUGACGACCUAGACAUGAAGCCCAAGCCGAAGAAGCCUACACCAAAAAUGCCUGCCAUCUCAUUCUCAUCACAACAAGGCGGAAAUCCUGUCUCCGAUCCAUGCCGUUAGUUCCGCAUCUCAUCACGCCGCCUAUGCUCUCGGAGCUUCUGCCCUGCCAUGCGGGAGCAAUUCGUUGAACAGCUGGAGGUGCGCCACGCCGCUCCCGCGGCCGUGCCGCGCGAGGCCAGGCAACCUGAGCCUCGACCACACAGUCCAGCAGUUCGACAAAUUCCUCCUCCACGUCAGGCCCUGCCACGGUUACCACCGCCUUGAACCACCUCCACACACCUGUGUUCGCCGCUUCUUGACGGGUUGCAAGGUAGAUAGAAAUGAAUAUUGCUUCUACAGGGCAGUUUUUGUGCAUAUCUAUAUGAUUUGCAGGCUCAUCGCCAAGUACAGGCUGAGCAUGCCUAUUCCUUAUGUUAUCAUUCUUUGUCUAAAGACAAACCAACUGAGCUGGAAUUAUUUUACUGGUGCUGGUGCUAGUAGCAGUGGUGGUGGUUCCACUGGGCGGAAGGUGACAGAAAGGAGAUGACCGUGUAGUAACAGUAACAACAGCUGCAGGGGGCAGCACCAUCCAUUGAUGUUUGCAAUGCCUCUCUUAGUAGUAAUUUAUAGUUAGAACCUAAUGCUUUGAGAGUUUGGUGAGUGCUUCUAUUGCAGUACCAUGCUGGGUACCAGCUAAUGCUUGAAACUUUACAUUCUAGUAUUUGUUUUCCAGUGUGUCUAGAUCUGUAACAAGCCUGAUGUAAUAAGAAUCAUAAUACUGCGAGUGGCAGAUGUGAUGUGUUAGUGGCUAAAGCUAUCUAUCUGUCAAGCUUUAGGGAUAAGCUUGAUGUGUUAGUGGCUAAAGCUACAUUGUCUCUGCUUGUGCACUUGUGGCAUUUUCAGUCUGAAUAAACGAAUGGUGGUGGCUAAAAUGA